UAUGGUUAUAAUGUAAUUGAAUACCAAAUACAGUGAUUGAGACCUAAAUACAAGUCUGUUUCAAAUGAUAAUUGUCUUCAAUUGGCAGCUAUUUUAUCAUUUUAUUUAAAUUGAUUUGAUUUUCAUCCACUUUUAAACUUAACCAUUGACUUAAUUGAUCAUGUCUUCAUCACCCAUACUAUCGCGUCGAUCGGCGACCAGUCCGACGACACCGACUAAUGGCAAGUCUGAGUCAUUCCUCGACUAUUUGGGAACUUUGGGCCGAAAGAAGAAGUUAAGAGAAGUUGAAGAAGCGGUUAAUAUUGAAGAAGAAGGUCGUCAGGCUAUUGACAGUAACGCUCAGCACCCGAUCAUUGAUGCACUUCCAGAGGAAUUCGUCUUAAAUGAAUUAGAGGAGAGGUCAAUGAUAGAGCCCGGAAUGAUCAACAAUCACGACUAUCAGGAAUUGCUUAAGAUAUUAGUUAAUUGGAUUAAUGAUGAACUCAGUGAACAAAGAAUAAUUGUAAAGGAUUUGGAGGAAGACCUCUUUGACGGACAGAUUUUGGGAAAAUUGAUUGAAAAGCUGAGCGGACAGAAGUUAGAUGUAGUGGAAGUGACUCAGAAUGAAGACGGACAGAAAGCCAAACUGAGGACUGUCUUGGAUCAGACAAACAGAUUACUCGGCAUUCAAGCCAAGUGGUCGGCUGUCAAGUGGACGGUUGGAGGAAUUCACAAUAAAAAUAUGGUUCAAAUAAUCCAUUUAUUGGUUGCACUGAUUCGUCAUUAUAGGGCACCGAUUCGGUUACCACAGAAUGUUGUCGUUAAUCUGGUUGUUGUUCAGAAACGUGAGGGACAUUUGCAUACGUCUACAGUUACCGAACAAUUGACCGGUUCUUAUGAUGAGUUGGGUAUGCGUGUGGAGCCCAGGGAUGCGUUUGACACCCUGUUUGACCAUGCACCCGAUAAACUACAAAUUGUCAAGAGGUCAUUAAUUAACUUUGUUAAUAAACAUCUCAAUAAAAUCAAUAUUGAGUGCUAUGUUGGACCCACUGGUGUGGAGUUAGAUCCCAAUCAAUUCAAUGAUGGACUUCUAUUGAUAUUUUUAAUGGGAAUGCUUGAGGGCUACUUUGUUCCGUUAGGUAACAUAUUUACCACUGCAGUCGAUCCUGUAUUAGAGGCUACUUCUAAUAAAGAGACAGCAAUACAACCGGAUAAUUAUAUUGAUAGCUCACCCAUUAAUAAACUUCAUAAUGUAAACGUUGCCUUUCAGCUAAUGGAGGACUCGGGAAUUCAAGUGAAACAAAAAGUCAGAGCAGAAGAUAUUGUAAACGCAGAUAUGAAGUCAACUCUCAGAGUCUUAUAUAUGAUAUUUACUAAAUUUAAGCACUUGUAAUGAUUUCAAUGAAAUCCCAUUUAAUUACAAAUUAGUUAAUUAUACUGUUUUUAAAAUCAAUUUAUUUUAUUUACAGUAAUGUGUAACACAAUAAUCCUUUAAG
Oppia nitens is the source of this 1475-nucleotide messenger RNA. RefSeq names its product beta-parvin-like (gene parvin). The record is from RefSeq and is a predicted model, not a curated record. NCBI's taxonomy places the organism in Eukaryota, Metazoa, Arthropoda, Arachnida, Sarcoptiformes, Oppiidae. Gene Ontology annotation, cellular component: cytoplasm; actin cytoskeleton; focal adhesion. Gene Ontology annotation, biological process: actin cytoskeleton organization; substrate adhesion-dependent cell spreading; establishment or maintenance of cell polarity. Bases 161 to 1372 code for a protein of 403 amino acids. The transcript has 7 exons. Gene Ontology annotation, molecular function: actin binding.